AUGUCUGAAAAGGAGAAUACUUCAGAAGAGCUGGAAGAUACCACUGGUCUAUUUAGCACAGAAUCUAGAUCAUGGUCAGUGGAGCCUGAAUUUAUUAAAGAAACAUCAAAUUUGUUAGAGGAAGCUUGUGUUGGGAAAUCUUCCAACCAAAUUUGUGAAACAUAUCCUAGAAAUGAUAAAUUCGGUAUGUAUGAUGAUACAUCAAUACUGUCCCAUGGAAAUAAGUCUAAGAAAGAUGAAGAGCAAAGGUCUAAGAAACAUAAUGAACAAACUCUUCAAUUUUUUGAAACAAUCACUAUAUAUGACAGCUUGCAGUCAAAGAGUGAUAUUUCACAAAGUCCACCAUUAUCAAUAACUGAGAUGGCUGCUGAAUACCAGCCUUUCAUUGGCUUCUUAUCUCAUGAAACAGUAGAAACAACUAGUUCACAACUCUCUGAAGAAAAUCAGAAAGGACUUGGCUUGGAAUCAGAUAACUUUACAGUUAACCUCAAGGCCAAGGGUUUACAAGAAUUCCCUAAGGACAUUUUAAAAAUCAAAUAUGUAAAAUAUCUAUAUUUGGAUGGGAAUCAAAUCAAAAAUUUUAAAGGGGCAGACUCAGGAGAUCUGCUGGGACUUGAAAUUCUAUCCUUGCAAGAAAAUGGGUUAUCAUCACUUCCACCUGAAAUUCAGUUAUUUCAUAAUUUAAGGGUAUUAAAUGUCAGUCACAAUCAAAUAUCACAUAUACCUAAAGAAAUAUCGCAGCUUGGGAAUAUCAGGCAACUCUUUUUAAAUAACAAUUGCAUUGAGAAUUUUCCUUCUGGCUUAAAAAGUCUUGGAAACUUGGAAAUUUUAAGUUUGGCUAAAAAUAAGUUAAGACAUAUACCAGAUACUUUGUCUGGUUUAAAAAACUUGAAGGUUCUCAAUCUGGAAUAUAAUCAAUUAACAAUAUUUCCUAAAGUUCUGUGCUUCCUUCCCAAGUUAAUUUCACUAAUCCUUACUGGAAACCUGAUAAGCAGUUUGCCAAAAGAAAUUAGGGAGCUUAAAAAUUUAGAAAAACUUCUGCUGGAUCAUAAUAAACUUACCUUUUUGGCGGUGGAAAUUUUUCAGUUGCUCAAAAUGAAAGAACUCCAACUAACUGGCAAUAAACUGGAAGUCAUUUCACACAAAAUUGAGAAUUUUAAGGAACUCAGAAUUUUAAUACUUGAUAAAAAUCUAUUGAAAGAAGUUCCAGAGAAAAUUUCCCACUGUGUAAUGUUGGAAUAUCUUAGUCUUAGUUGUAAUAAAUUAAUGGAACUUCCUAAGAACAUCUACAAGCUCAAAAAUUUAAGAAAACUCCAUGUAAACACAAAUAAUAUAGUGAGGAUACCUGAAGAUAUCUCACAUCUUAAUAAUAUAAUCAGCCUAGAAUUUUCAGGAAACAUAAUCACAGAUAUUCCCAUUGAAGUAAAAAAUUGUAAGAAAAUAACUAAAGUUGAACUCAGUUAUAAUAAAAUAAUGUAUUUUCCAGUAGGUUUGUGCGCUUUAGAUUCUCUUUAUUAUCUGAAUUUUAAUGGAAAUUAUAUUUCAGAAAUACCUGUGGAUAUAUCUUUCAAUAAACAACUGCUUAAUUUGGAGUUAAAUAAAAAUAAACUCCUCAUAUUUUCUGAACACUUAUGUUCUCUUACUAAUCUUGAGUACCUGGAUCUUGGUAAAAACCAAAUAAGGAAAAUCCCACCAUCUAUCUCCAAUAUGGUAUCACUCCAUGUUCUUAUUUUAUGCUGUAAUAAAUUUGAAGUUUUCCCUAUAGAAGUGUGUACUUUAGAAAAUUUGCAAGUACUUGAUCUUUCAAUAAACCAAAUACAGAAUAUCCCUUCAGAUAUCUGUAACCUAAAAAGAAUCCAGAAAUUAAACAUCUCAAGCAAUCAAUUUAUGUAUUUUCCUAUUGAACUGUGCCAACUUCAAUCAUUGGAAGAGCUGAAUAUAAGUCAGAUAAAUGGAAGAAAGUUAAGAAGACUUCCAGAAGAACUGUCUAAUUUGACUCAACUUAAAAGACUUGAUAUCUCAGAUAAUGCAAUCAGAGAGAUUCCAAGAAAUAUAGGAGAACUGAGAAGUUUGGUUAGUUUAAAUGCAUACAACAAUCAAAUAAGUUAUCUGCCACCAUCUUUUCUAUGUUUAAAUGAUCUCCAGCAACUAAACUUGAGUGGAAAUAAUCUAACAGCUCUGCCUAUUGGUAUCCAUAAUCUUUUUUCACUGAAGGAGAUAAAUUUUGAUGAUAACCCUUUGCUGAGACCUCCAAUGGAAAUCUGUAAAGGAAAACAACUGUAUACUAUUGUACACUAUCUACAGAGGGCAGAUCAAAGAGACGAGAAAAUCCUAGAGAAGAUCUUCAUCAUAGUUGCCAAUAAUAUCACUAUAACAAAUUUUAAAUAUUUGUGUCAAAAAUUAAACCUGGCAAUCUCAGAAACAGAUAUGUCUACAAAAAGCCCUGUUUCAUUAAGUGAUAGAGUCCUCCAAGCACUUCAUAAGUGGAAAACAGAAAGUAUCAACUUGUCACUAACUACUGCUGCUUUAAGAGACCAACUAACUCGGGCACUAACUAUGAUAGGAGCAUAUGAAAUUAUGGACAAAAUAACAGCUUUAAAACUUUUUACGUGUGCAAUUAAAUUCUGAACAGUGUACCCAUAAUAAAAGCUGAAAACUUAUGAUGUACUUAUAUAAUUGAAACUGGGUAUAAGAGAAUUGCAUGUUAUGUCUCUUUUCAUGCAUUCCUAAGAGAUAAUGACAAUUUAUGGCUACCACUUUAAUGUUAUCAUAAUAAAAUAUGAGAGACACUAUUUUGUGUACCUGUUCUGUUACCUUGGAAUUAUGAUUAAUAAUUUUUAAAAAGAAAUGAUUCCAUUAAAAAUUCUUUGUUAUACAAUGCUUUUAUACAACCCAAGAUUUAUAGGUAAUAAGGUCAUUAGUAACUUGCAUUGGAGUUACAAAGCAGAGAAAUUUCAUUUUAGACGCUGGCUUAAAAAAAAGAAAUGAAUGUCCUACCAUUUCUCCAUUAGGAAUGGGAUAGGUCUGUUAAACAUAAAUCAGAGCCAAGGUCAGUAAUCCUCUACAAAUCUCUCUCAACUUUUAAUAUGGUUACAUCCCAAUAAACCCACUGUAAGUUGAAAAUAAUACAAGUCAAAAAAUGUAGUUUAUACCAUAGCACCUUUACCCAUUCAUAUAUUGGUGAACACUUGGGCUGCGUCUAUAAUUUGGCUAUUGUAAAUAAUACUGCCAUAAAUAUAUGGGUGCAUGUAUCCCUCUGAAUUAAUGUUUUUGUAUUUUUGGGGUAAAUACUCAAGAGUGUGAUUACUGGAUCAUAGGGUAGUUCUAUUUUUAACUUGAGGAACAUCCAUACUGUUUUCCCCAGUGGCUACACCAAUUUACAUUCCUACUAACAGUGCAUGAGUAUUCCUAGAGACCAAGAAAAUACUGUUUCGUCAAAACUCUUUCCAUUGCAGUUAAGCUUAAAACAAACAAAAAUCAGCUUACACAACUGAAGCCAAAGAAGCUCCAGAUGAAACCAGCUUUAAGUUAACGGUGAGGAAGAAAACACUGCAUUGUGUUUGGAUUCUGAGGGCAAAAACUGUUUAUUAGCAUUGUACUGUAGUAGGAAGAGAAUAGUUAAAACUGUAGUUUCUAGAGUCUGUGAAUACAAUGCAUCUUUUGAAAGAGUUUAGGAGGCUUACUCUUGAAUAAUUUACAUAAACAAAUACAAUUCAAAACUAUAUAUAAUUUUCACAAUUAUUAUUUUGACUCUUCUGAUUUAGCUAAAUAAUUUUUCACAAACAUUUGAAGCAAUGAAAUCAAUUAAAGGUUUCAUUUGUGUAACAGAAAAGUAAACUAGCAACUUAUCUGCACUAAGAAAAUUUUUAUCUUGUGAAAAGUAUGUGGUCAAAACAAAAAUGCAGGGCAGCCCGGGUGGCGCAGCGGUUUGGCACCGCCUGCAGCCCAGGGUGUGAUCCUGGAGACCCGGGAUCGAGUCCCUCAUCGGGCUUCCUGCGUGGAGCCUGCUUCUCCCUCUGCCUGUGUCUCUG
Messenger RNA from Nyctereutes procyonoides (raccoon dog), 4031 nucleotides. It is a transcript of the gene LRRD1, whose product is annotated as leucine rich repeats and death domain containing 1. The transcript is spliced from 5 exons. Bases 1 to 2628 code for a protein of 875 amino acids. Gene Ontology annotation, molecular function: protein binding. The record is from RefSeq and is a predicted model, not a curated record. NCBI's taxonomy places the organism in Eukaryota, Metazoa, Chordata, Mammalia, Carnivora, Canidae.